Seminavis robusta is the source of this 1717-nucleotide messenger RNA. NCBI's taxonomy places the organism in Eukaryota, Bacillariophyta, Bacillariophyceae, Naviculales, Naviculaceae. The record is from the annotation of a GenBank genome assembly.
UGGCACCCGAAGGGUCCCACAUGGUACCGGUACCUGCACCUCAUUUUUUCUCAGUUUGACGCUGCCACCAAGAAGGAGAAGCCGUUACUCCGUCACUCUUGCUGCAUUAUCAUUUGAGCGAAAGAAGACGAGAGGAAGAACUGCUAGCUAGAGCUAGCUAUCAGCCAUUUGCUGAUCAAAGGGUCUCCCACCAGCAACAAUGUUGCGCCUGUCUAUUUCUAGUCUUGUGCUUGUCUCGCUUCUCUUGGUUGCAGUCGACGGUGUGAAGACUCCACCUCGUUUGAGGCGCGAAGGUGACCUUGUGGUUCUGGAUGACGAUCGUGAUGGUAUCCAGCACCAGAUUAUAAAGAAGGGGUUGAUUGAACGGUCCGACUGUAUUGCGUUUGCUGAUCUUGGCUCCGAUCAGAGAAAUAACGAAUAUACCCACCAAGAAUGCAAGUCAGAGGGUGGCUGCAACAAUGGUGGAUGCUGCCGCGUUCACACGUCCCUCUUUUGCGACGCUUCUGAUGGUUUGCGUCACCUCCCCUGUGUUUGCAACAACAACACUCGGGAAUCUGGACAGUACACAGGGUGGACCAUUACAGACAACAACAACAAUACUAAAAACACCAUGUCCUGGACACCACCACCCACACACAGUCAAACCCCCGAAGAGGUGAUUGAAGAACAACACCGAGAUCUGCAAGUUUUUGCCGUCCGAAAAAAGAGCAAAGAUAACAGCAAAAGCAAGGAUAAGCUAGGUGUCCCGGGUUUUGUCAGCAGUACGUUUGAAGCACCCGGUACUCCGCAGGGAUAUGAUACCAACGUGGGAGCCGUGGUGGUUGGUAUUACUAUCACGAGUCCUGGAGGUGCACCCAGACCCGUCCCGUUGCCGGCACCUGCCCCACCGGCAACCCCACUAGCUACCCCCGGUCAACCAGCCCCCGGUCAACCGGCCCCACAAACAACCCCAGCAGCCCCAGGACCGAUUCUCUCUGCCCAAGAAGCUCCCGGAAACACACCCGGUACGGCGGUUUCAUCCACCGUAAUUGCAGGCACUCCAGCUGCUGGUACCCCCGCCGCGGGUACCCCGGGUACCCCCGGUAACCGAUUCGGCGAAAACCAUUGUUCCGGUGGCAGUUGGUACUGGGGCACCGAUUACUUUCAGUCCUCUGGUUUUGUCUUUUGUAUCCAAACCGUAGGAGGUGCCGAAAAUGCUGGUUGCAACGAAAAAAUUGGUGAGUGCUGCUUGGGAGAAUUUUGCAUGUGUGGACAACCCAACGGAGGUGCUUCGGUCAAGUGCGUGCCACCCUUCGAUCCGAGUCUGGUGGUGUAGUGACUACCAGUACAUACUGUAUCCUUUAGAAUGAAUACUGCAGUGCAAAGAAAGACAAUGGCAAAGUAGUGUGUGUACCAAGGCGGGGGAAGAUACACACACUACGUCAUUGGAUCAGAGUUUGGGUGUGGGAAUCUGAAAUGCUUUGCGCUGCAGGACAGCUUUACGUAAGUGUCAGCUAUACGUUGCUGGCGAAACACAAGUGCAGGUACCAGAAGAAGGGAAACACCUGAAGCAAACAAUAGAUUAGGGAUAUAAUAGCCGUAACGGGAGAUUUGAGGCUACUAUCGACUACAUGACGAGCUUGUACGGUAGAAGUCUCUGGCGCAGCUACCUUGUGCGACUAUUGAACAACUAUAACUUGCUUAGCAGUGCUGGGGCCUUCCUACCGGAGGCUGCCAC